Messenger RNA from Rasamsonia emersonii CBS 393.64, 894 nucleotides. RefSeq names its product LaeA-like methyltransferase. The transcript is spliced from 4 exons. The coding region runs from base 1 to 894 and encodes 297 amino acids. NCBI's taxonomy places the organism in Eukaryota, Fungi, Ascomycota, Eurotiomycetes, Eurotiales, Trichocomaceae. The record is from RefSeq and is a predicted model, not a curated record.
AUGAAGAACCAACAAGGAACCCCUGCGGGGCCCCAGGAGGAGAUAUAUCUCCUCAAGCGCGACAAGGUGGAGUCUGAGCGGCUCAACGAGCAACACAAAUUCCUGGUCACAAUUUGCGGGGGAAGUCCUAUCCACGAGUCGAUUCCCAAGGACCGUCUGUUUUCGAUUGCCGACGUGGCGACGGGCACGGGCAUCUGGCUGAACCACGUUUCGGACCUGCUCAAGAACAACCAUCCCACCGACCGCCCACGCUACUACCACGGCUUCGACAUCUCCGACGCCCAGUUCCCAAUCCCCGCCGAGCGCGGUUCCAUCGAAUAUUCCGUGCAUGACUGCCUCAAGCCGUUCCCGGCCGAGCAUCACAAUCGCUAUGACCUGGUGCAUGUGCGGCUGCUGGUGGCGGCCAUCCGGGAGCAGGACUACAAGGUGAUUGUUGCGAAUUUGGUGCCGUUGUUGAAACCCGGCGGCUACCUCCAAUGGGACGACCUCGACCUAAUCUCCUUCUUCCCGCCAAAGGAGGUGCCGCAAAACACAUCCUACUUCGAGACAAUGCGCCUAGUCGCCAACGCGCAAAUCUCACUCGGCGUCAGCCCCCACGUCCCAGACACAGUCUACCAAGCCGCGAAAACCGCAGGCCUGGUCGACGUAACGAAACACGACUGGCGCACAGCCGACCACCCGGAGCUCGCAACGACGACGCAGAACUGGGUGUUCAAGGUGUUCACGACGAUGAUCCCGAGUGCGCUGCGCAAGGCGAAGCUGGUCACCGACGAGGAGAAGGUGCAGCAGGAGGCGCAGCGGCAUUUGGAGAAUGUCAAACGGGCGUUUUUUGUUGAGGGUGUUGUGCCGAAUGGGGUUAUGGGGCAGGUUGUCGCUAGAAAGGCGCAGGAGUAA